AGAGCAACAGCUCAAAAAGCUGAGAACCGGGAUGUGAACUGUCCUUGAUGAUGUUCUGAGCUCUGCUGAGGCACCGGGUGGAGUAGAUGUCCAUGAGGGAGGGGAGAGGACAACCAACAGUCCUCUGUGCUGCUUUGACUGUCUUCUGAAGCCUCGCUUUGACUGCCUCAGUGCAGCUCCCGUACCAGGUGAGGAGUAGCAGUUGGUUGGAGUGGUCAACUGUUCCAAGACUAUGAAUGAUCAGCUAUGGACCAGAUCACUUUUCAUUAUGACACUGUGCUCUCAGAGGUUCAUAUGCUCUUGCCUAGUGCACAGCACCUUAUGACACGCCUCAACGGUGUUGGACAGCCUGUGUUCAUGUCCAAAUUCAAGAUCUUGGGAGAAAAACACAAUAAUGACCAAGGCAAAGGUAUGGUAAAAGAAGAGAAAUACAAGAACCCAGGGGGAUCCAGUGGAAACUCUAAGACAGGCACUCAUGGAGAAAAUGCAAUUGAAGGUGGGGAAGAAAAUGUGCCAUUUUUGGAUGAGGAUGGGGACUUUGACAUCAUGCAUCGACCGCGGAAAAACCCUUUGGAAGCUAGUGACCGAGACUUGGUCUGUCCAGUCAUUCUCAAACAGUCCAGUCCUGUACUGGAACAAGAGGAGGAAAAUACAGACGAUGAAGAAGGUCAUUGCUUCAAAGAUGUUAUAAGGAUUGAGCACACUAUGGCCACACCCUUGGAGGAUGUUGGCAAACAGGUAUGGCGGGGGGCGUUCUUCCUGGCUGACUUCAUCCUCUCUGAGCCGGCCCUCUUCAGUGGAGCUACAGUCCUAGAGCUAGGUGCAGGAACAGGCUUAACCAGCAUCAUCAUGGCAACCAUAGCCAAAAAAGUGUACUGCACAGAUGUGGGUGAAGAUCUUCUAGGCAUGUGCACAAGAAAUGUAACAUUAAAUAAAUGCAAAAUGGAGCCUGCAGGUGGGGAGGUGAAAGUAAGAAAGCUGGACUGGCUUCAGCAUGGCCUUUGUACAGAUGCUGAUAUGGAGUUUAGUUGGACAGAAGAGGAAGUAGCUGAUCUUCAUAACAGCACAAGCUUCAUCAUUGCUGCUGACAUUUGCUAUGAUGAUGAUCUGACAGACGGCCUUUUCCGAACACUCUACCAACUCUGCAGCAACUUUAAUCACACCUGCACAAUUUUUCUUUCCAUAGAGAAAAGGAUGAACUUCACCCUGCGACACAUGGACAUUUCUUGUGAGGCUUACCAUCAUUUCAGACACUGUCUGUCCCAACUCAAGCACCUGGUGGAUGGGUGGUGCCGCUACAAGGUGGAACAACUCCCUUCGAACUUUGCACAGUUUCUACUGUACGAACGCGUAGAGCAGCUGGAGCUUUGGAAGGUGACUACAACUCCACUUUCUUCUGAGCAAGCCUGACCAAGUUAAGAUGAACUACUUUCAUCUUAACUUGGUAGAACAGCUGAACACUCUUCAGUACUGUCGCAGGACUUAGCAAGCAGUUGAUCCAACAGCUUUAGUUUAAAAAAUGAAAUUGAUGAAACUUAGAAGCCAGAAGUGACCCAUUGGUUCAUUUUGUGAAUGUAGUAUAAUUUGCUUUGAAGCCUGAUUUAUGUAUUCUUAACAGAUUACUGGUAGUUGAAGCCAUUUUGAGUUGAUGGAAGUUCUCUGACUUUUUUAACUUACAGUAACUAGACCUGAAUGUCUGUACAGUACAUGUUUGUACAUUAAGUCUCAUUUAUUACAAGACUGAAUAAAAUUUUAUGUUAUACCAUG
Amphiprion ocellaris (clown anemonefish) is the source of this 1767-nucleotide messenger RNA. It is a transcript of the gene mettl22, whose product is annotated as methyltransferase 22, Kin17 lysine. Gene Ontology annotation, molecular function: protein methyltransferase activity. The record is from RefSeq and is a predicted model, not a curated record. The coding region runs from base 247 to 1410 and encodes 387 amino acids. Gene Ontology annotation, cellular component: nucleus. NCBI's taxonomy places the organism in Eukaryota, Metazoa, Chordata, Actinopteri, Pomacentridae. Gene Ontology annotation, biological process: protein methylation. The transcript has 12 exons.